Suhomyces tanzawaensis NRRL Y-17324 is the source of this 930-nucleotide messenger RNA. RefSeq lists its product as uncharacterized. The record is from RefSeq and is a predicted model, not a curated record. The transcript has a single exon. The annotation marks the transcript as partial. Gene Ontology annotation, molecular function: acyltransferase activity, transferring groups other than amino-acyl groups. NCBI's taxonomy places the organism in Eukaryota, Fungi, Ascomycota, Pichiomycetes, Serinales, Debaryomycetaceae.
AAGUCAUUCUCGUCGGUGAUGUCCAUCCCUGCGGCUUUGAACAUCUCCAUCGACAGAGCCACUCUCAAGGACUACAAGAGAGUGGCCCACACUCUCGCGUUGGCGUUUGAGGACGACCCAUUCAUGAACUACAUCUUGAACACUGCUCACAUCAAGAAGGACAAGGUCAGCAAGUCCACCUACAAGAAGAAAAAGUUGGACUUGUUGUUGGCCUACUUCGAGUACAGUGUUUACGAGUGUUUGUCCAUCAACGGGUGUGUGUUUGUCAUCAAGGACAACACCACCGAGUUGCUCUUGGACGAGAUGGGAAUGGCCAAAAAACACAACUUCCCCUACCUCGGUGUCUCGUUGUGGAACCAUAUCUAUGGUCCUAGUGUGGAUACUGGUUAUUCAUCGGGAUCAUCCUCUGCUGGUUCCGGGUCGGAAUCCGAUGAAGAUAUGAGUGAUGAUGAAUACUUUGUCAGUGAAAAAAUUGGUUUCAGAAGCAGUAUUCAUCCAUCAUACUUCAAGUUUAACUUUUUGACCCUCUUGGGUAAUUGCAGAUCAAAAAUCCUCAAGGACAAGUUACCAUUUUUAACCAAGGUCCGUAACAAGGUUUUGAUCGAUCAAUUAAUCAAAAAGGAAAACAGCAAGGAUCUUGACAUCUGGUACUUGAGUGAUAUUGCCACUUUGCCUUCAAUGAGAGGUAAGGGUUUGGGUAAAAUCCUCAUCCAGUAUGUCAUUAACGAACAUAUUAACAAGCUUUGUUCAAAAGCGUUUGUUUACUUGGAAAGUUCUAAUCCAGUCAACCGGAAGUUUUACUCCAAAUUGGGUUUCGAAUUGAUGACUACCUUUUCAAUCAAGUACAACAAAUAUGUGGAUUCACACAAAGUGAUUGAAGCUGAUCCUGAUAACAAAGCCAUUAAUAUGGAUUCUAUGGUUUUCUUCCCA